UGCAGCAGGGAGACGAUUACAAUCAUUGUGUUUGUGUUUUGUAUGAUGACAGGGUGAAGAUUAAAAUCCCGACAGUGUGUGUUUAAUGGGACGUCAGGGUGAGACGCCUGAGAAUUCGGUGCAGUGAUGGCCCACGUGCUAGUUAAGAGUUUCCUCCUCCUGUCUGUCUUUUCACUUGGUUCUGCUAUUAUUUGCUACAUAUGCGACUCAGACGAUGAUCUGUCGUGUUCGAAGCAGAAUUGUCCCUCACAUUUUGAUACCUGUCUGAAUGUCACUCGAGUUCCCCGCAAGUUUUUGCGUCGCUGUUGGACUGAUCGGGAAUGUCAUGUCAAGGCCGUGAAGGCUGAGUACAGUAGGGAUUCAGAUUUCAGCUUCACCUGCUGUAACUGGGACCUCUGCAACUCCAGAAGUGGCAGCUCCAGGGUGGACAGGAACCUCGGCUUGCUGGCUGUCCUAGCUCCUCUUGCUGGAUGGCAUCUUUCCAGGUUCUAAAACUGGACUAACGUAUGACCACUGCUUGCCACAAAAAAAACUCCUCUUGAAAGUCUUGGCAAACACUGCUCACAGCCUUGUAAAGAGGGUCUAAAUGCACUAAAUUGUAUCUGCCCAGUGUAACAUUUGUAACAGUCUGUCAUCUACUGUUCAUUUCUGACAUUCUUCCAUUUAGUCAUUUAAGCCUAGAAGGGGAGGUCACUGUCAUCCUUUCUUCAGAAUGGGAGUGCUCUGGAUGUGAGUGUACCCUCAGGACCUCUCUGCUUCCCUGCGUUUAGUUGAAUUUGAAUCAGCCACUGCUAACUCUGAGUUUUAAACACUAACUGCUUUGCUGUAUCUUUCAUAAUGUAUAGUGAUCCUGCCUGGCCACUACUGCAACAUGGCACCCACACAGCCCAAGGUAGAACUGUUCUAGUGGGUGGCCCCUCACUAAGAACAUGGCUGUGUUAAUUAUUAAACUGUAGCAGACAAGAUUAAGGACACUGUCUCAGUCAUUGAGCCUUGUCUGAAUCCUGUCUGUCCGUGAAACAGUUCCGGAGCUUACUUAUGUUGUGUACAUUAAAUGAAGCAUCUAGCUGAUGCCUCUGUAUUCAAUAACAAUAAAAGUUAUCUUCUGGGAUGA
Messenger RNA from Stegostoma tigrinum, 1114 nucleotides. RefSeq names its product CD59 glycoprotein-like. The transcript has 4 exons. Bases 127 to 492 code for a protein of 121 amino acids. The record is from RefSeq and is a predicted model, not a curated record. NCBI's taxonomy places the organism in Eukaryota, Metazoa, Chordata, Chondrichthyes, Orectolobiformes, Stegostomatidae.